UAUAAGGCGCCGACCUGACCGGCCGUGCUCGUUGCUGCCGCCGCCGCCAGCAUGGCCUUGACCCGCAGCCCCGUCGGAGCGCGCACGCUGCUCGCCUGCGCCAGCCUGCUCGCCGCUAUGGGCCUCGGGGUCCCGGAGUCCGCCGAGCCCGUGGAGACCCAUGCGCGCCCGCAGCCGCCCGGGGCCGAGCUGCCCUCCCCGCCAGCCCACAGCCCGCCGGAGCCCACCAUUGCGCAUGCACGCAGUGUGGAUCCCCGGGAUGCUUGGAUGCUGUUUGUCAAGCAGAGUGACAAGGGCAUCAACAGUAAGAGGAGGAGCAGGACCAAAGCCAGGAGGCUGAAGCUUGGCCUGCCAGGACCCCCAGGGCCACCAGGUCCUCAGGGCCCCCCAGGCCCCUUUAUCCCAUCUGAGGUUCUGCUGAAGGAGUUCCAGCUGUUGCUGACAGGUGCAGUACGGCAGCGAGAGAGCACCGAUCCAGAGCACUGCACCAGAGAUCUCACUACACUAGCCUCGGGGAGCCCUUCCCGUGUCCCAGCCGCCCGGGAGCUUGAUAGCCAGGACCCAGGGGCCGUGUUAGCUCUGCUGGCUGCGACCUUGGCCCAGGGCCCGCGGGCACCACGUGUGGAGGCCGCGUUCCACUGUCGCUUGCGCCGGGAUGUGCAGGUGGAACGGCGUGCGCUGCACGAGCUUGGGGUCUACUACCUGCCCGAAGUUGAGGGAGCCUUCCGCCGGGGCCCAGGCUUGAACCUGACCAGCGGCCAGUACACCGCACCUGUGGCUGGCUUCUAUGCGCUCGCUGCCACGCUGCACGUGGCACUCACCGAGCAGCCAAGAAAGGGACCACCACGACCCCGGGACCGUCUACGCCUGCUGAUCUGCAUCCAGUCUCUCUGCCAGCACAACGCCUCCCUGGAGACGGUGAUGGGGCUGGAGAACAGCAGCGAGCUCUUCACCAUCUCAGUAAAUGGUGUCCUCUACCUACAGACAGGACACUACACUUCCGUCUUCUUGGACAAUGCCAGUGGCUCCUCCCUCAUGGUUCGAAGUGGCUCUCACUUCAGUGCUAUCCUCCUGGGCCUGUGAGUAGCUGCUGCAGGCUCUUACCCGUACCAAGCAGAGUCAUGACAGUGGCCCUAUGCACAAGGAAGCCCAUUGACCUCUGCACACAUUGGCCAUCGCAAUACCUCUUAGCACAGCCACUGCAUUCCUGCAGAAGUGAUGUAAGCUGGCUCUCCCAGAAACAGCAGCAUUUGUGAAAAUCCUAAGCCCUGCCUGCUUGGCUCUUCUGGGGCCAUCUGGCAUACUCGGUAGUACUUGCUCUAACCCCGGCUGCAGAGCUGGCAUCCUUGUAGCUCUAAACAGGCUGAAAUUCCUUCCAGUGGCCCAGCAAACUAGCCAGGCCACUCACUACUGGAACAACUCAGCCUGCACAGGGCAGGGCUAUAGGGAAAUGACUGUAGGUCCUUAGUGCGUAAGAGGGAAGCCCAGAUCUUCUUGGACCAUACACUGUCUACCUGGGUUCCUAUCCUGGAGCAUUUUCUAUGUCUCUGUCUACAGUACAGCCUCAGGGACCUAGGGACUUCAGAAGCCAGUGAUCCUAGGCCUGGCACCAGUUUCUGUGUCUGGGGUGAGCAAGAUGAACUGCAGACGCCUGGUGAGCACCCUAACAUACUGGAGCUGUACUCCUCUGCCAUCCCUCUCAUGGACAAGGCCAUCCUUAUCCUCUACAAAGGCUACCAACCAACUUCCCAACCUGAGGCUCUGGCUCACUGCUAGGGCCCACACACUAAACAAAGUUUGAGCAGUUAUGCACACAGGGCACCUGCUCACAAAUUUCUCUCCUGAGACUCCAUUGCAAAGGGGGUGGUCUGGCUGAAUGGGCAGCUUGGUGAGGGAGAAGCUGGCAGAGGGCUCUCCCCAUGAGAAGUUGCAGGGCUGCCAGCCGGCAGCUUGUUUCAGUGCAGUUUUCCCAUUCUUAACAAAAUGUGGGACCAGCCUCUAAUAGGCAGUGGAGAGGACUGGGCCCUCCAAGUCCCGAUGGCCUACUGGUGAAGGCCAUAUCUUCACAUAUCUUACCUUCCAACAACUGCUACCCAGCAACUUAAACUGGUAAAAAAGCUGACAACCAGCACACCACACCCACUGGCUUUGGGAUCUCCUGGCCUAGCGGGAGUGCUCAAGCCCAGGACAGAGGGGACAGCUCCAGUUGCUUCAUCUUUCAGCUGAUGCCAAAAUGAGGCUACCAUGCCAGAACACCCUUCUAUAAUCAGACCUGUCCCCAAAUCAGGCUGCCAACACAGAGCAAAGGUGCCUGGGGGACUGUCCGUGAGCAGGCCUGGCCUGAUUCUCAGUACGGCUGGUACCCACCCUACCAGGAAGCACUGUGCUGGCCUGGGUCCUGACUCCCUGGCACUCUGAUAAGGACAUAAGGUGGACACACCCCACCCUUCUCUGGAUUUCACUUUGUAUCCAGUGGGCACAGACAUGUUAGUGAUGUUAUCUUCUACCCUUGAGAAAGCCACAUACGCACAUAUCUUACCUUCCAACAACUGUGCUACCCAGCAACUUAAAAGUAUUUAUUGAGUUAUACUGCUAGGCAGAAUGUAUUUAUGUAACGGAUUACACAAAGCCGUAACAACGAAAGGCAGACUCGAGAAGCAUGACCUUCUCUUUCCAGUUCACCUCACCAAAGACCAUGAGGGGUAAGCUCUGGAAAGUCAGGGAGAAAUACCUUUAGUCUUGGGACUCUCAUUGAAUGUAGGAGAGGCUCUCACUAACCAGGAAGGCCACAGUGCCAAGAGAUGCCCAGACAGAAGCACUUGGGGACAUGGGUCACGGCGUAUGGGGCACUGAAUGAUUCCUGGGUUGCUAUAAGAAAUUGCUAAAUUAAACUGUUCGCUUUCUGAUGA
Messenger RNA from Mastomys coucha (southern multimammate mouse), 2909 nucleotides. RefSeq names its product erythroferrone (gene Erfe). Gene Ontology annotation, biological process: positive regulation of D-glucose import across plasma membrane; positive regulation of insulin receptor signaling pathway; negative regulation of gluconeogenesis. Bases 52 to 1083 code for a protein of 343 amino acids. Gene Ontology annotation, molecular function: hormone activity. The transcript is spliced from 8 exons. The record is from RefSeq and is a predicted model, not a curated record. Lineage: Eukaryota; Metazoa; Chordata; Mammalia; Rodentia; Muridae.